CACCAUAAAAAUUAGGGCUUUCUUUCUUCGUUACUCCACCGCGCACCGCUUGUCAAGCGAAAUCGAUCCCGUACUCUGUCUGCCUCACGUUUUCUUGCCCCCCUCUUCUUCGUCGGUUCCUUCCCCUCCCCCACAGGAUCCCUCACCUACCAAUCUCCCCUCCCCUCCCCUCCCCUCGCCUCCGCUCCCCUCUCCGGGCAGCUCCAAUCGUCACAUGGCUCUUCCCUUAUGCGAUCGAGUUGAUCCCAUCGUUUCCAGCUGCUUCCUCGCGAUUCUCUCCUCCCAGCCGUCUAUAGCCCUCGAAUCCCGCUGUUGUUUUGGUGUUCUCGUCGCUUCGAUUCGGAACCGUCGCUAACAGGCCCCGAUUCUGACGUUUUAGAGCUUUCGCCAUGGGGAAGAGUCACCGGCGCAAGGCAGGUGGCGAUCAGUUUGACAGCAGUGAUGCCGACAGCGUGAGUUCCGUUUCGACCGGCUUGUCGGAGCUAACGCUAGGUAAUGAGACCGAAUACGUGAACUCUCAGGAGUUCGAGCUGGAGAAGUAUAUUGAUGCUCUCUACGAAAAGCGGGGAUCAACAAGAGAGAAGGCUUUGUCUGGGCUUGUCGAUGCUUUUGAAGGGCAUGUUCUUCAUAUAUUUGUUGAAAACAAAUAUAUUACAUUAUUAAGUCAGUAUAUUAAUUCAAUCAAGAGGGGUUCUACAAAGGAGGCUUGUUUAGCUUCUCGUGCCAUUGGAUUGCUUGCCAUUACCAUUGGUGCUGGAAAUAAUGCCCAUGAGUUGAUGGAGGAAUCAGUAUCACAGUUGUCUCAGGCACUUAUAACUGGGUCUGAUGCAGUCAAGAAAUCAUCUGUAUUGGAUUGCCUAGCUGUUGUAACUUUUAUAGGUGCAAACGAUUUGUCUGAAACUGAAUUGUCACUGAAAACCAUGUGGCAAGUGAUAUAUCCAAAAUCAGGUCCUAAUGUUGCGCCAGUCAAAAAACUUCCGCCUGCCGUACUGGCAGCGGCGGUAUCUGCAUGGUCAUUUCUUUUCACAACCAUCGGCAGUUGGAGAAUCAACCCUGAUAAGUGGAAGGAGCCAAUUAUGUUCCUUUCCACUCUGCUAGAAGAUAAUGACCGUUCUGUUCGCAUUGCUGCUGGGGAAGCAAUAGCAAUUUUCUUUGAGUUAGGGAUAUUGGACCAGAAUGAUCAUGUUGAAAUUGACGGAGUUGACCAUGAAGAUUCAAAACGUGGAGUGUUUGGAUAUAUGCAAUCCAUGAAGGCGAAGAUAUUGUAUAAAGCAAAUGAACUCUCUGUUGAAGCUGGAGGUAAAGGAACUGACAAAAAAAAUCUCAAUGAUCAGCGGGACUUAUUUCAGAAAAUCUUAGAUUAUGUUCAGACCGGUGAAUGUCCAGAAAUAUCAUUGAAGAUAUUGAACAAGCAUAGCUUCCUCAGGGCCUCAACAUGGACCCAAAUAAUACAACUGAACUUUUUGAAGCGUUUUCUUGGGAAAGGUUUUCUGAAGCAUGCCCAGGAUAAUGAAUUGCUUCAUGAUAUUUUUGAUUUUGCACCAGAUAAGUCAAGAAAUCUAUCAAGAAUAGAAAAGAAGAUCUCUAGGUCAGAAGGUGAAAAAGGAAGGACCCAGAAGAUGAACAAGGAUCGUAAGUUGGCUCGGGAAAGGAAACAAUGCCAGUUUCUCCCUCAAGAGGAGUAGCGAGGUCGCAAUUUGAAGUCUCCUCACUCCUGCAGACUUAUUUGAUUUCUAUCUUUUAUCAUUGUUUGAAAACUGAAUGUAGUGAGUCGCUGCACCGGUAUUGGUUGACAGACGUAUACUCCAUUCAAAGGAACUUGUUUUCUGUUAGUGCCAUGUGAUCUUUUACUCCGUCACAUUUCGUCUUUCGUCACCAGAGUUAUGUUUCUCAAUCAUUAAUUGUAACUCGAGCAAGCCACUUAAAAUGAGCUUUUGUGCAUCUUCA
Musa acuminata subsp. malaccensis (wild Malaysian banana) is the source of this 1947-nucleotide messenger RNA. RefSeq lists its product as uncharacterized. The record is from RefSeq and is a predicted model, not a curated record. NCBI's taxonomy places the organism in Eukaryota, Viridiplantae, Streptophyta, Magnoliopsida, Zingiberales, Musaceae.